Cetraspora pellucida is the source of this 732-nucleotide messenger RNA. NCBI's taxonomy places the organism in Eukaryota, Fungi, Glomeromycota, Glomeromycetes, Diversisporales, Gigasporaceae. The record is from the annotation of a GenBank genome assembly.
AUGCUUCAUCACGAAUUCGAAAAACAAGAAAAGCUUUUUUUCGCUUGUAUUAAACAAGGUGUGGUCUUGUUAAUCACUUGGGAUUCGGGAAUGGAACUAGAUAACUUAAUAAGAGAUAAAAGUUGCCCUCGUACCCGCCUACAUCAAAAACUUAUUGAUUAUCAAGGUUAUUCUCCUUCUCCUUUUGCUGAUAAAAUGCAAUGGAUUUUAUUCCAAGUUGGCCUAUUUAGUGACGAAAUUUUAAAAUAUGACAUAUCCACUGUUACAACUGCUUUUAACAGUCCAAAUCAAUUUAUUUUUAUUAAUGUUUCGGUCAAAAUUGAUUUCGCCAAAAUAGUUGCUGAAUCAGUUGUUACUCCAAAAGUAAAACCAAAUUGUAAUUAUGUAGUCGGUGAAUUUGUUUCACAUACCUUUUUAGGUCACAUAUAUAAAGUUUUUAAUCAAGGAAUAUUGUUUGAAACAAGCAUGCCGGCUGAAAUAACUGAAUUUGAAACUACAAAUCAAUUACGUAUAUCAGGAAUAAUAUCUGCCCGUCCUAUUCCAAAGAUUUUAUAUCCUGAUUGUGAUUCUUAUAUUCAUAAAAUAGGAAUCGAAAUAUCUUUUCAGCAUGGUGCUACUAUUUAUAAAAUUUUAACUAAUCAUGAACAACACCCAGUGGUUCGCGCUGUGCGAUAUAUAAAUCAAAUCGCUAUAUCACGUAAAUAUUACAUGGUCAUUAUUAGAAAUCCAUAA